UAGCUGUGCGCUGACAGCAACUGAAUACGACUGGGGCUCUAGUCGUAAUAACUGGCAAUUUACGGGCUAAGUGACUUUUUAUUGGCAAAGGUUGGAGUUCUUAUCAGUAAAGUAUGUUCAGAUGGCCGAUAAGCAGUUGACAGACGUGUAGGAGAACCUGUGCGCUGCAUUCAGUCAGUUGCUGGUGGAGUAAAAUCUCUGGGACAUGAUCUAAUCAGGAAUUGUUCACUGGAUGCUUUCAGUCUGCAAAACUGUCAAGACUUCAGAAAGCACACAGGGAAAUGGCGAUGGACAGCCGGAUGAUCCGAAAUGGCCUCCACUAAUGGCGUCAAGAAGGAAUUAAUACCACUCAUUCACACCGGUGACCCACGGCUUUGUCAAAACACAAUCAAGCAACAUAAUCAGACGAAAGGAAACAAACAAAUGAAAUUAAAGCAGCUUAAGGAAGCCGAGUCAAAGCUGGCACAGAUGCUGGCCUCUCUCCCCCUUUAAAGUUGAGUUUCGCGGUCUGCCUCAUCACCCUCUGCCAGCUUAUUGUUUAUCAGACUCUGUUUAAUGAGGCAUCAGAAGAAAACAACAACCAUGCAUUUUCUGCUAGCGUUUGUACUACAGGCCCUGUGGGUGAGUUGGUGUCACGCCACACAGCAUUACCUGGCCUCGUGGGGGCAUUAUGAUGUUUGUAAGUCUCAGGUACAUGCUGAGGAUCGCCUGGCCUGGCACUACAUGGCCUGCCAGCCUGAAGCCACUGAUAUGACCCAAUACCUGUCUAUGGUGUCUUUGGAUCCACCCAAUAUCACCUGCGGAGACCCACCUGAGAUGUACUGUGCAUUGGAAAACCCGUAUAUGUGUAAUAACGAAUGCGACGCUGAGACCGAAGAACUGGCCCAUCCUCCCAAACUCAUGUUCGACUCCGAAGGACGAAACCCCACAACAUUCUGGCAGUCCACUUCUUGGAAGAAAUACCCGAAGCCCCUUCAGGUCAACAUUACACUGUCCUGGAACAAAACUAUUGAACUCACUGAUGACAUUGUCCUUACGUUUGAAUCUGGACGACCUGAGCAGCUAGUCUUGGAGAAGUCGCUGGAUUAUGGUCGCACAUGGCAGCCAUAUCAGUUUUACGCCGCUGACUGUUUAGAUGCCUUUACUAUGGAGCCAAAAGCGGUUCAUCAGCUCACUACAAGCACCAUGCUCGAAAUCAUCUGCACUGAAGCCUAUUCAACAGGCUACGUGUGGAAGCAAGACAAGACUUUGCGAUUCGAGAUCAAGGACCGCUUCGCCCUUCUUGCGGGCCCCAGACUGCACAACAUGGCUUCUCUGUAUGGGCAGCUGGACACCACUAAGAACCUAAGGGAUUUCUUCACCCUCACUGACCUCCGCAUCAGACUCCUGCGGCCUGCAACCGGAGCCACCAUGGUGGAUGAGAACAACCUCUCCAGAUACUUCUACGCCAUCUCGGAUAUCAAAGUGCAGGGCAGGUGCAAGUGCAACCUCCAUGCCAACAGCUGUGUUUAUGACAAUGGGAAGCUGGGCUGCGAAUGCGAGCACAACACCACGGGGCCGGAUUGCGCUCGCUGUAAGAGGCACUACCAGGGCCGAGCCUGGAGUAUGGGCUCCUACCUGCCCAUCCCCAAGGGCACCGCCAAUAUCUGUAUCCCAAGCAAUUCUGGUAACUCUGGUCGGCCAAAUGCCUCUUCACUUGGAGCUGCAAACCGAAAUCAAGCUCGAGUGUGUGACAACGUGCUCCUGCGCUGUCAGAACGGCGGUGUGUGUCACCACCACCAGCGCUGCCAGUGUCCGGCAGGUUUCGGCGGGAUACUGUGUGAGAAGACCCAGUGCCAGGGUGACUCUUGUGAGGAUCUGCAAUCCAGCCAGCCGUCGCUGCGCUUCCCGCCCACAGCCCAGACUCUCCCGCUGGCUCUUCUAUCCCUCAUCCCCUCCCUGCUGGCCUCCCGGGGCCUUACAUCACUCUGAGGGUAACGUUUUCGCCCCAAAGACAUUCUCAACGGGGGCUCCAAUGUUAGAGGACACACGACGGCUGAAAAGAAACACUCUCUUGGUUUGUGGAAGGAAAAAAAAAUUAAAGGAAAGUUUUGUACUAUGAACUGUGUCAGAGAUGAUGGAUAAACUGCGAGAGGAAAUUUACAAAAAACAAGAACAUCAUAUAAAAAAGUGACACUAAUGAUUGUCUUUGUCUUUGUUGAAAAUGUUAGAAAGAAUCAAAUCAAUACACUGUUAUAUUCUCGCUCUGAAGCCAUCCGUCAGAUGAAAGUUUAUCUCAAUCCUCGGAGCGGUAAAACUCUGCAAUACUUUUUUUUUAUUAGGUGAGGAGAGAAUUGUCGAGAUGUACUCAUUGACUGCCACCUAAAUUUACGCACACACAGACAUAUUCAGAAUAACACGACUGGUUGUCAAACUUUUCACACUUUACCUUUUCCUGACCCUGAUUCUUCUGCUUCCUGUAACUCUGUGAAGUCAUCUGAAAGAUCCAUGAUGUAUGUCACACAAGAACGGAUCCAGUUCAUCAGUAUUGAUCAAAUAUACAGUACAGUAAUCUGUUCUACUUUUGUACUGUAUUUUCAAGAAAUGGAGCAAGAAGAAAGACCUUAAACAAUGUGACUUUUUGCAUCGCUGCAGCAACCUGUAGAAUUUGGGUGGGUGUUUUUAUUAUUGCCCUAAUGGAGUUGCAUAAUCCCUGUUCAGUUGCUAAUCGUUAUGCUUAAAACAUCCGUUUACAUUCUCACCGACUGAACUGUAUGAGAGGUUUCACCAAAGGGCUUUGGUGAAGAAUCCUUUGUUGCUUGAAGCCAGCUAUGUUUGUGAAUUAAAGAUCAA
Molecule: messenger RNA, 2832 nt
Organism: Danio aesculapii
Lineage: Eukaryota; Metazoa; Chordata; Actinopteri; Cypriniformes; Danionidae
Gene: ntng1b
Product: netrin-G1
Exons: 7
Coding region: 556-1971 (471 amino acids)
Molecular function (GO): cell-cell adhesion mediator activity
Source: RefSeq, a predicted model, not a curated record